AUGCCACCGCGAUUACCACGUGAACACAACAGCAGUAUCCAAUCAGCUGGACAACCCCAAAUGGUGAAAGUUGUUCAAAACACAAGUAAUCAAUCUAUUGCUCAAAUCAAAAUAAAGCCUAAUCCUGUGAAAGUAAUAAAACUGCCAGCCACAACUGAAGGCAAUAUUAAGACACCUGUAUACAGAGCAGUGAAGUUGACUGGCAUUAAAUGUGCAUCAAAAUUGUUGCAGGUUCCUGUUGAUAAUCUAGCAAGCUUACAAAAAGUAAAAGUUGAACCAAAAGAUUUUGAAGAAAGACUGGUAAAUCAGGAGCAGUUAUCAGAAUUAAAAUAUAUACAUCCAGUUCCAGAACUUGUUUCACUACCUAUAAAGUCUGAAAACCAAGUGACCAGUACUAGUUCUGAUAACUUAUCAACUAUGUCACAUGCCUCCAGAAGGAGACAUGAUUCAGAUAAUGACCCACCAGCUGAAUACACCACUAAGAGACGUAAGCAUGCCGAUAAAGUUGGAAAAGGGUUGAGGCAUUUUUCCAUGAAAGUAUGUGAAAAAGUGAGGAACAAAGGGUUCACUUCUUAUAAUGAAGUUGCAGAUGAGUUAGUGCUUGAAUUUGCUGCUGGGAUGCAUGGUUCGGCAGAUAGUCAGCAAUAUGAUCAGAAAAAUAUACGCAGAAGAGUAUAUGAUGCAUUAAAUGUUUUAAUGGCUAUGAAUAUCAUAUCAAAAGAAAAGAAAGAAAUCAGAUGGCUUGGUCUACCCACAAAUAGUGUACAAGAGUGUACAGCCUUAGAAAAAGAGAAACAAUUAAAAUUAGAACAGAUUCAAAAAAAGACUCAGCAGUUGCAAGAACUGAUAUUACAGCAUAUUUCAUUUAAAAGUUUAAUUGAAAGAAAUAAGGAAGCAGAAAGUAAAGGCGUAAAACCUUCUCCAUCAUCAGCAAUCCAUUUGCCAUUUAUUGUUGUGAAUACUAGUGAUAAAGCUUUAAUUGACUGCAGUAUUUCUAAUGAUAAGACAGAAUAUAUGUUCAACUUCAAUAAAAGGUUUCAAAUACAUGAUGAUAUUGAUAUAUUAAAAAGAAUGGGCCUCUUGUUUGGUCUUGAUAAAGGAGAAUGUUCGGAAGAGGACAUUGAAAGAGCGAAAAACAUGGUUCCAAAGUCAUUAAAAUCAUAUGUAGAACAAAUGGGCAGGGGAGUUAUAACAAAAUUAUCCACUAUGCUUGAAGAAGAGGACCUUGAAGAAGAAACUGGCGAGGAAGAAGAAGUGUUAGAAGCUGAAGGUGAAGUUGAUGAUGAACAAGAGGCUGAAGGAAACGAUUAUAGUGACGACAGCAGUGACGUGGAUGUUUAG
This is a messenger RNA of Arctia plantaginis, 1341 nucleotides long. The record is from the annotation of a GenBank genome assembly. Lineage: Eukaryota; Metazoa; Arthropoda; Insecta; Lepidoptera; Erebidae.